Molecule: messenger RNA, 1521 nt
Organism: Hyaloscypha bicolor E
Lineage: Eukaryota; Fungi; Ascomycota; Leotiomycetes; Helotiales; Hyaloscyphaceae
Product: kynurenine 3-monooxygenase
Exons: 3
Coding region: 1-1521 (506 amino acids)
Biological process (GO): NAD+ metabolic process; quinolinate biosynthetic process; L-tryptophan catabolic process
Cellular component (GO): mitochondrial outer membrane
Molecular function (GO): kynurenine 3-monooxygenase activity; FAD binding; NAD(P)H oxidase H2O2-forming activity
Source: RefSeq, a predicted model, not a curated record
AUGGCUGAGCAUAACAAGAUCCAGAAGACCAUUGUCGUUGGGGCUGGUCCUGUGGGAGCUCUUGCAGCUUUAUAUACUGCUCAGAGAGGUCAUGAUGUUGAAGUCUAUGAGUUGAGAAAUGAUCUCCGAGACCCCUCCACGACCCCCCUGAAUUUCACCAAAUCGAUCAACCUAGCUCUUUCCGAACGAGGUAUUAAUGCUCUCAAGCAUUCUUCCCGACCUUCGCUCCUGGGGAAGAUCUUUGCUGAGACCGUUCCCUUGGCUGGACGAAUGAUCCAUGGCAAGAACUCGGCUGGCCAGCUCACUGAACAAUCCCAGGCUUACGAUAUUCAUGGAAGGACGAAUUAUGCCGCCGACCGAGGAGGACUUAACAAACUGCUCCUCGACGAACUGGAGACAAUGCCAAACAUCAGAUUCUUCUUCAACCAUAAACUCACCGGCGCUGACUUCAAGAAUAACAAAGCCUGGUUCACACGGGGCAAAUCCACUCCCGGAAAAUGCGAUGAAGAAAUUGAAAUCGACUUCGACUUCUUGAUCGGUGCAGAUGGAGCACACUCCGCAGUGCGAUAUCAUCUGAUGAAGUACACACGCAUGGAUUACCAGCAGGAGUACAUCGACACUCUUUGGUGCGAAUUCCAUAUUGAUGCGAAAGAAGUGCUACCCGGAGAAGACCCAGAAUCGAGGUUCCGAAUCGACCCGAACCACCUACACAUCUGGCCCGGCAAAAAUUUCAUGUUCAUCGCGAUCGCAAGCUUCGACGGCUCCUUCACCUGCACACUCUUCAUGCCCUCUGCGCACUUCACUCACCUCUCCACUACUCCUGACACCCUCCCUGAAUUCUUCGACACCUAUUUCCCAGGCGUCACUUCUCUCAUCCCACGUCAAGAUCUAAUCGCUUCCUUCACCUCCAACCCGCACCUCCCCUUAAUAUCUAUAAAAUGCUCACCCUUCCACUACUCCUCUUCGGCCGUGAUCCUCGGCGACGCCGCGCACGCAAUGGUCCCCUUCUACGGCCAAGGAAUGAACGCCGGUUUCGAAGAUGUCUUCGUCCUUUUCAAGUUCCUCGACAAAUACUCACCCCUCAUACCCACCACCCCUCCCUUACCGUUCCCGACAUUUCCGACCCUCGCCUCAUUUCGCGCAAAGGCCCUUGCCGAAUACUCGAAACAACGGACUGAAGAUGCGCAUGCAAUUAAUGAUUUGGCGUUGCAGAAUUACAAGGAAAUGCGCGCAGAUGUCACAUCCCCGCUCUACCUCGCGCGCAAAUGGCUUGAAGAGAAGAUCAGCGUCUGUAUCCCGAGUUUGGGCUGGAAGACAAAGUACUCGCGGGUGAGUUAUGAGAAUGAGCGGUAUAGCGAGGUCAUCAGGCAAUCUGAACGUCAGGGGAAGAAGUUGGUGGCGGCGCUGUUGGGACUGCUGGGGAUGCCGAUUGUUGUUGGGGGAUUGGUGUGGUGGGCGCGGUGGAGCAAGGGAGGAAGGAUGUGGCUGGGGAGGUGGUGGGAGAGGGUGGUUGGUGGUUAA